Molecule: messenger RNA, 765 nt
Organism: Lactuca saligna
Lineage: Eukaryota; Viridiplantae; Streptophyta; Magnoliopsida; Asterales; Asteraceae
Source: the annotation of a GenBank genome assembly
AUGGAAUCACCUAAUAGUAUGUAUCUCACUGUAGAAUUUCACUACAAUGGAAUGUUUGCACCAAACCCGUUAGUGUACUUAGAUCAUAUGACAAUUACUCAUGAAAGAUUGACAGAUGGUAUUAGAAGAAUCAACAAUGAUGUUGAUUAUUUUGAGUUUGUUGAAGAUGGUUACAUGGCUAUGAACGAGCUAAGAAUGAAUGUUUACAUUGACCACCAAAACGAACCUAUUCUGGACUGGGCCGAUAAGGAGAUGUUAACAGGUGAUGAGAAAACAAUUGUUGAUGAUCUUUUUAACAAGUUGUGUGGUAAACCCAUUCUUAAUAGUAACAAAGAAGAAGUAAAUGAUGACAAUGAUGAUGAUGCCAGUGAUGAAGAUGAUGAGGUUAUGUUACGUGUCUUUGAUGAGAAUCAAGAAUGGGAUAAAAUGGUCAUAGUUUUAGGUAUGAAGUUUUCCAACCCUCUUGAAUUGAAGCUAUGUCUAAACAAGUAUUCCGUAAAGAAUGGGUAUGAUUUAUGGUAUAAAAAUGAUCAUCAAAAGUUAUUGGCAAAAUGUUCUGAACAUAAGAAGAAUAAGAGUUGUCCCUUUAGGUUGUGGGCAACAUGGAUGAAUGAGAGGUCUUUGAAGAUUAAGUCCUUAAUUGAUAGGAAUAAUUGUUCAGGAGUAUUCAAAUUUGGGUCUAUUGAAUUAGUUGAAGCUUUGAAGGAAAGCGUUCCAGCUGCAGAGCAUAGGCAAUGUGCUAAGCACAUCUAUGCUAAUUUCUAG